CGCCAUGGCGAUGCACACCAUGGCAGCAGCUCUUGCUCUCUGUCUCUUUGCAGCUGCCGCCACAUGCGCCGGUGCUCAGCCGCCGCCGCCGCCGCCACCACCACAAACCAACGACAUCUCCUCCUGCCUCCUCUCCAACGGCGUCAGCAACUUCUCCCUCCCGUCGUCCCCGAGCUACACGCCGCUCCUCGACUCCUCCAUCAGGAACCUCCGCUUCGAGCUCCCGGGCGUCGGCAAGCCGGCCGCCGUCAUCCUCCCGGCCUCCAAGCGCGACCUCCGGCGCGCCGUCCUGUGCGCGCGCGGCGCCUCGCUGGCGAUCCGCGUGCGCAGCGGCGGCCACAGCUACGAGGGCCUCUCGUACACCACGGAGAACCGCGUCCCCUUCGCGGUGAUCGACCUCGCCAACCUGAACCGCGUCCGCGUCGACCCGGGCUCCGCCACGGCCUGGGCCGAGUCCGGCGCGACGCUCGGCGAGGUGUACCGCGCGGUGGGGCUGUCGAGCCGGAACCUCGCGCUCUCGGCCGGGUCGUGCGCGACGAUCGGCGUGGGCGGGCACGCCGCCGGCGGCGGGUUCGGCCUGCUAUCGAGGAAGCACGGGCUCGCCGCCGACAACGUCCUGGACGCCGUCCUCAUCGACCCGAGCGGCAACACGCUGACCCGUGAGACCAUGGACGACGACGUGUUCUGGGCCAUCCGGGGCGGCGGCGGCGGGAGCUGGGGCGUGGUGUACGCGUGGAAGCUCCGGCUCGUUCCCGUGCCGGACAACAUCACCGUGUUCAGCGUCAGCCGGACCGGUCCGGUCGAGCUCAUCGCCGGCUUGAUGCACCGGUGGCAGUACGUCGGGCCCAGUCUUCCUGACGAGUUCUACCUCUCGACGUACAUUCCGACGAGGUCAUCGAAUGGUAACCUCUCCAUGUCAUUCACUGGCCAAGUUCUUGGGCCAAAGCAUCUCGCCAUGUCAGUGCUGAAUCAGACCUUCCCCGAGCUGGGCCUCGCCGAGUCGGAGCUGUCCGAGGUGAGCUGGCUCGAGUCGGCGGUGAAGUUCGCCGGCCUCAGCUCGGUCGCCGACCUCACCAGCCGGCAGAUCGGGGUGGGGGAAUACGCCAAGAGGAAGUCCGACUACGUGCAGGCACCAAUCUCCAUGCAAGGCACGAUCAAGAUCCUCCAACGCAUGUCGACCGGGCCGCAGGGGUCGAUCCAGCUGGACCCCUACGGCGGGGCCAUGGCGCGGAUAGGGAGCGCCGCGACACCUUUCCCUCACCGAGCUGGGUACCUGUACAGCAUCCAGUACGCCGUCUCCUGGAACGCGUCGGAUCUCGACCGUGCGGAAGAGCACAUCGGAUGGCUCCGGUCGUUCUACGGGUUCAUGGCGCCCUUCGUGUCCAAGAACCCUAGAGGCGCGUACGUCAACUACUUGGACCUCGACUUGGGAACCAACGAUUGGGCGAACGCGACCGGCGGAGCGUCCAGUAAGUCCGUGGCCCGCGCGGCAUCAUGGGGCGAGCGCUAUUUCUUCACGAACUUUGACCGGCUGGUUCGGGCCAAGUCUAAGGUCGACCCUGAAAAUGUGUUCAACAACGCACAAAGCAUUCCUCCUCUACGUUAUGAUAGAGAGCACUAAAUAAAUCUAUAAUGGCAUGUAACUACCAACGGUAAAUGAAUGGAUGAUUUACUGUUUGGAGGCGUAACAUUUUGGUCUCCAAGACU
Panicum hallii is the source of this 1707-nucleotide messenger RNA. Its product is annotated as reticuline oxidase-like. The transcript has a single exon. The record is from RefSeq and is a predicted model, not a curated record. Lineage: Eukaryota; Viridiplantae; Streptophyta; Magnoliopsida; Poales; Poaceae. The coding region runs from base 5 to 1621 and encodes 538 amino acids. Gene Ontology annotation, molecular function: FAD binding; oxidoreductase activity.